This is a messenger RNA of Pieris macdunnoughi, 567 nucleotides long. The record is from the annotation of a GenBank genome assembly. Lineage: Eukaryota; Metazoa; Arthropoda; Insecta; Lepidoptera; Pieridae.
AUGCCAUACACGGGAGAGCAACAGGACAAGCAAGCGGUGACUGUAACUUCUGCACGCUAUGUCGACAUGAUACGCAAUUUCUUUGGUCCUCAACUGCAACAAUGUGAGCAUUACAACCGGCUGACAUGGUUCCAGCAAGACAGGGCCACAUCGCACACCACUAACAACUCUUUAGCAGCAUUGCACGAGUUGUUCCCCGAAAAGGUGAUUUCACGAAGAGGUGAUAUUGAGUGGCCGCCUCGGAGCCCUGAUUUAACCCCACCUGAUUUUUUCUUGUGGGGUUAUCUCAAGAGCGUGGUCUAUGAGAACAAUCCACAAAAUUUGAUUUUUGAAUUGAUGCCGCACCCUCCUUACUCUCCAAACCUAGCCCAGAGUGACUAUUUUAUGUUCCCUAACCUCAAAAAAUGGCUUGGCGGUAAGAGAUUUGCGGACAAUGAAGAAGUAAUCGAAGCUGUAAAUGGUUAUUUUGAGGAGCUUGACGAAUCAGUCUAUAGAGAUGGCAUUAAUAGACUGGAACACCGCUAUGAAAAAUGUAUCAGCCUUGGAGGAGAUUAUGUUGAGAAAUAA